UGUUCCAGGACUUAAUGCCUAGCCCUACCUGACAGGACUUUCCCUGUGCUUUUAUUCUGCAAGUUAGGAAAGAGGAGGUGAGCAAUUGGAGCUCUCCAACCUGUUGAGGGAUUGGGGGUUCUUGAAGGCCCCCUAGGGCCUGGCUCUGACAAAGCAUCUGCAAUUAAUGAUGCGUCUUGAGCUCUAGAGACAGGAUUUAUGCAUCCAAUAAAGUCUAUAACUCCAGGCUGAAGGGCUGGGGGCCGGAGACUGAGAGCAGGAAGUCGGGGCGGGGCGGGGGGGUGCCAUGGGAGGGGAUCCCAGGUGGCUCUUAAUGGAGCCUUGCAUUUCCACUGCCUGCUCUAGAUUCCCCCUCAGGCUGCUGUGGGGAUAGGGGACAGGCGACAGCAGGUAUAAGAGGUGGAUGUGCCUGUAGGCAGGCAGAUGGCAGCAUGGAUUCCAGGCGGGCGGCAGUGUUGCUGGUGGUGCUGCUGUUAGUGACAGACGGGGGCCUCGCUGAAGGACCAGGGGGCCAGUAUGAAACAGAACAGAUCUUCGAGGAGGAAGACAACGAACCCCACCCACCGCAGGACGCCCAGACCCCGGGGCCACACUUGCGCUCCCUGCCCCAGGCCACGCAGAGACCCGACUGGAGCCCAGCCUUCCUGUUUCAGCCCCAGAGGUUUGGCAGAAACACCCGGGGCUCCUGGAGCAGCGGAAGGCUGAGGCCCCGAGAGGGGGAGGGGCUGAACUCCCUGUUCUGGAGCCUGGCCGCCCCUCAACGCUUUGGGAAGAAACGACAUGUCAUUCCUUGAUAUGUGCCCAUGUGAAGCCCACUCCUCCAGUGCCAUGUGUCCCCCCAAAUAAAGCUG
Messenger RNA from Ceratotherium simum simum (southern white rhinoceros), 851 nucleotides. RefSeq names its product neuropeptide FF-amide peptide precursor (gene NPFF). The record is from RefSeq and is a predicted model, not a curated record. Gene Ontology annotation, biological process: excitatory postsynaptic potential. Gene Ontology annotation, cellular component: axon terminus; dendrite; perikaryon. Lineage: Eukaryota; Metazoa; Chordata; Mammalia; Perissodactyla; Rhinocerotidae. Gene Ontology annotation, molecular function: neuropeptide hormone activity; G protein-coupled receptor binding.